AAGAAAACUAAACCAUGGAAAGGGCUCUCAAAUAUAUCAGGCUUGCUGCCCAGUAUUAAAGCACAGCAGAUCUUCAGACUUUUCUGGAGCUCCUUGUAUGUUCAUACAUGAGUAUGAAUGGGAAAAAAGGCCAUGAGAGACUGCUCCCAUGAUGGCAGAGACUUGUAUGAAGGGGUUUGUUGACCACUCCACCACUCUUAAAUGCUAAAAGCAGAAAGCACUAGCUGGUAGCUCAGUGUGGAGCAAACAUUUUAUUUUAAACUUCAAAAACAAUUAUGUCAAAGAAAAGUCGUGCCAAGGGAGAGAAGUCCGACAUGGAGACUGAAGCCCUGCAAGCUGCUAAUGAGGAGCUGCGAACUAAACUAACCAACAUCCAGAUAGAAUUUCAGCAAGAGAAAACCAAGGUGGGUAAACUGAGAGAAAAGAUCCAAGAGGUUAAGCAAGAAAGGGAGCAGGAGCAGCAUAAGCACACUGCCUAUGUUUCUGAACUGAAAGCCAAGCUCCACGAGGAGAAAAUGAAGGAACUUCAGAGCGUCAGAGAGCUACUGAUCCGGCAGCAUGAGCAGGAGGUGGCAAGAAUGGUGAAAAUCAAAGAUGGUGAAAUUCAGCGUUUGCAGUCAACAGUCAAUGUCCUGCGGGACGGGGCGGCUGACAAGGUGAAGACGGCGCUGCUGAGCGAGGCUAAGGAGGAGGCUCGCAAGGCGUUCGACGGGGAACGAAUGAAGCUGCAACAAGAGAUCUUGGAGCUGAAAUCUGGCAAAAAGCAGCUUGAAGAAGCUCUGAACAACAUUAUGCAGGCAGAUAAGAUGAAGGCUGCGGACCUGCGCACGGCUUAUCAGUCCCACCAGGAUGAGAUCAAUAGAAUAAAGCGGGAGUGUGAGAGGGAGAUCCGCAGGCUGAUGGACGAGAUAAAAGGCAAAGACAGGGUGAUUCUGGCUCUGGAGAAGGACCUUGGUGUCCAGGCAGGCCACACGCAGAAACUGCUCCUUCAGAAAGAAGCUUUGGAUGAGCAGCUUGUCCAAGUGAAGGAGGCAGAGCGAUACCACAGUAGUCCUAAGAGGGAGCUUCCUGCAGGAGUGGCAGAUAUCAGCGAACUGAUGGGAAGUCCGGAGCAGCAUCUGGAUGAACGAGAUGUGAGGAGAUUUCAGUUAAAAAUCGCUGAACUGAAUGCUGUAAUAAGAAAGCUGGAAGACAGAAAUACUCUCCUAGCAGAUGAAAGAAAUGAACUGCUGAAACGUUCUCGGGAGACAGAAACUCAGCUGAAGCCUUUGGUAGAAAAAAAUAAGAGGAUGAGCAAAAAAAAUGAUGAUAUGUUACAAUGUAUCCAGAGAAUGGAAGAAAAAAUAAAAAAUUUAUCGAGGGAAAAUGUAGAACUGAAAGAAAAGUUAUCUGCACAACCAGCACUGAAGAGGCACACAUCUUUGAAUGAUCUCAGCAGCACACGAGAGGAACAAGAAAUUGAAUUCCUUAGACUGCAAGUCAAAGAACAACAGCAUGUUAUUGAUGAUCUCACAGUGGAAAGAGAACGGUUAUUGCGGUCUAAAAAACAGAGGAGGAAAAGUCUGAAGCCUCCAAAGAGGCAUGUUGUGGAGACAUUUUUUGGAUUUGAUGAAGAAUCUCUUGAUUCAGAAACUUCAUCUGUAACUUCAUACAACACGGAUAAAACAGACAGGACUCCUGCAACCCCAGAAGAAGAUUUGGAAGAUAGCACGCCUAAAGAAGAAGCUGAACUCAGGUUUUGCCAGCUAACAAGAGAGUAUCAAGCUUUGCAAAGAGCAUAUGCAUUGCUCCAAGAACAAGUUGGUGGGACCCUGGAUGCAGAGAGAGAAGCAAGGACUCGGGAACAACUGCAAGCUGAUCUUCUCAGGUGUCAGGCAAAAAUUGAGGACCUGGAGAAAGCUCUAAUUGAGAAGGGACAGGAUUCAAAAUGGGUAGAAGAAAAGCAGCUGUUAAUUAGAACAAAUCAGGAGUUGCUAGAGAAGAUUUACCGAAUGGAACAAGAAGAACAUCAGCUGAAGAAUGAGAUGCAAGAUGCAAAAGACCAGAAUGAGCUGUUAGAAUUCAGAGUGCUAGAGCUUGAAGAGAGAGAGCGAAGGUCACCAGCAUUUAAUCUUCAUAUAACCACCUUCCCUGAAAACAAUGGAAGUGCACUUCAACUGUUCUGCCAUCAGGAAGGAAUAAAGGACGUGAAUAUAUCUGAACUUAUGAAGAAGCUAGAUAUUCUUGGAGAUAAUGGGAAUUUGAGAAAUGAAGAGCAGGUUGCAAUAAUCCAAGCUGGGACUGUGCUUUCCCUCUGUGAAAAGUGGUUGAAGCAGAUAGAGGGGACAGAAGCUGCACUGACACAGAAGAUGUUAGACCUGGAGAAUGAGAAGGACCUGUUCAGUAAACAGAAGGGUUAUUUAGAGGAAGAACUCGACUACAGGAAGCAAGCUCUGGACCAGGCAUACAUGAAAAUCCAGGAGCUGGAAGCCACGCUGUAUAAUGCCCUGCAGCAGGACCCAGGCAGGCGGGCGAGCGAAUCGCUGACGGAAGCGCAGCGGGAGGAUUUGCGGGCGGCGGUGGAGAAGGUGCGGCGGCAGAUCCUGAGGCAGAGCCGUGAGUUUGACAGCCAGAUCUUGCACGAGAGGAUGGAGCUGCUGCAGCAGGCCCAGCAGCGAAUUCGAGAUCUAGAAGAUAAAAUAGAACUUCAAAAGAGGCAACUCAAAGAAAUUGAGGAAAAGUUUUUGUUCCUUUUUUUGUUUUUUUCACUAGCAUUCAUUCUGUGGCCUUGA
Onychostruthus taczanowskii (white-rumped snowfinch) is the source of this 2771-nucleotide messenger RNA. RefSeq names its product janus kinase and microtubule interacting protein 1 (gene JAKMIP1). The transcript has 21 exons. The record is from RefSeq and is a predicted model, not a curated record. The coding region runs from base 276 to 2771 and encodes 831 amino acids. NCBI's taxonomy places the organism in Eukaryota, Metazoa, Chordata, Aves, Passeriformes, Passeridae. Gene Ontology annotation, molecular function: kinase binding; GABA receptor binding; microtubule binding.